This is a messenger RNA of Gracilinanus agilis (Agile Gracile Mouse Opossum), 450 nucleotides long. Its product is annotated as glutathione S-transferase Mu 5-like. Lineage: Eukaryota; Metazoa; Chordata; Mammalia; Didelphimorphia; Didelphidae. The record is from RefSeq and is a predicted model, not a curated record. Gene Ontology annotation, biological process: glutathione metabolic process. The transcript is spliced from 3 exons. Gene Ontology annotation, molecular function: glutathione transferase activity. Bases 21 to 311 code for a protein of 96 amino acids.
UCUUUCUUUCCCAGGAAGUAAUGAAAAUUGAGUACCUUCAGCAGCUUCCAGGGCAAUUGAAGCUCUUCUCCCUGUUCCUGGGGAAAUGCACCUGGUUUGCAGGAAACAAGAUCACAUUCGUGGACUUUCUUGUGUACGAUGUCCUUGACCAGAACCGAAAGUUUGAGCCCACUUGCUUGGAGAAGUUCUCAAACCUCAAGGAGUUCUUACAUCGGUUUGAGAGUCUGAGUAGCAUCGCCUCUUACUUAGCAUCUGAACGCUGCCAGCCGUACCCAAUCUUCGCAAAAAUGGCAUGUUGGGGUAAUAAGUAGUAUCCCACUGCACGGACCAGAAGCCCGGGUUGAAGAAUCACCAUCAACUGCUGAACCACCUGCAGUGGAGGGCUGCUGGAACAUUCUUGGCCCUCACCUCAAAGAGCCCAGGUUCUCCAAUAAAGUGUUUUAGUCAUUA